Messenger RNA from Cyclocybe aegerita, 972 nucleotides. The record is from the annotation of a GenBank genome assembly. NCBI's taxonomy places the organism in Eukaryota, Fungi, Basidiomycota, Agaricomycetes, Agaricales, Hemipholiotaceae.
AUGGCCCCUCAUCUGCUCAUAAGCCUCGCCGAACCCAGCUUAGACAACACGGUCGGCGCUGCUCUCCUCGGUGUAGUUGCUGCUGCAUUUCUCUUCGGAGUCACUACAUUGCAAGCGUAUUGGUACUAUCAUUCGUAUCCAAACGACUCGCUUCUGCACAAAUGCUCAGUCGGAAUCCUAUGGAUGUUGGACGCUUUACAUCUCGCCCUGACGCUGCAUGCUGUGUACACCUAUGCCGUCAAAGGGUUUGGAGAUGUUCUUGGGCUAACGCAUAUAGUCUGGUCAAUCAAGCUUCAAGUUAGCUUCAACGUAGUGAUUGUCUUGAUCGUUCACAGUUUGUAUGCGCUCCGCGUUUGGCUGCUUGGCGGAUAUCAUAGGGGUGUCCUUGGAUAUCUAGUCGCAUCGGUGGUAGCUGGUGGUUUCGUGAUUGGGAUCGUCCUCGCAUAUUCAAUAUAUACCGUCGACACCUAUCCCCAGCUUGAUUCGGUCUCGUGGACAAUCUACGCUGCGCUUGGGACUUCAACCACUAUCGACUUCGUUCUCGCCGCUGCCAUGUGCUACUAUCUACGAAAGAGCAAAGGAACCAUAACGCGAUUGAACUCGAGGAUUUCCGUCAUUAUGCAAUACACGCUGGGAUCUGGCCUCUUCACGAGCGCGUGUUCGCUCUCCGCGAUGUUCCUUUACAUUCUACUCCCUCACACGCUCAUCUUCCUCGGGGUCCAAUUCCUCCUUACGAAACUAUACGUCGGCUCCUUCCUCAUCAUGCUCAACGCGCGCGAGCGCAAGACCGUGCAACAGCUGACCUACGAAACCGUGAGCACCGACGCCUCCUGGCAACACAAGGCCCUCAAAAUCCGCACCACCUCCAGCUUUUGGAGCCCGAGUCCGCAGUCGCUGGCAUCGCCCGUAUCCCCCCUCUCGCCUCCGACGACGUUGGUCCCGUCACCAGCGCCUACCUAUCCCUGGCGUUGA